AUGGAGAAGAAGAAGUAUCCGAUCGGACCAGAGAAUUAUGUUCUCUAUGAAGAGAUUGGUCAAGGUGCUACUGCUUCUGUUCAUCGUGCCUUGUGUGUUCCUUUUAACGAGAUUGUCGCUAUCAAGAUUCUCGACUUUGAACGUGAUAACGCUGAUCUGCGUACUAUUUCACGGGAAGUGCAAACAAUGAUCUUGGUGGACCAUCCUAAUGUUCUCAAAUCACACUGCUCCUUCGUCAGUGAUCAUAAUUUGUGGGUUGUUAUGCCAUACAUGUCUGGGGGCUCCUGUCUUCAUAUAUUGAAGGCUGCUUAUCCAGAUGGUUUCGAGGAGUUGGUGAUAGCAACAGUACUACGUGAGGUAUUGAAGGGAAUAGAUUAUCUUCAUCAUCAAGGCUACAUACAUCGCGAUGUUAAAGCUGGAAAUAUUCUCGUUGAUGGACGUGGCGCAGUCAAGUUGGGAGAUUUUGGUGUUUCUGCUUGCCUUUUCGAUUCUGGAGACAGGCAACGCACGAGGAAUACAUUUGUUGGGACGCCUUGCUGGAUGGCACCUGAGGUUAUGGAGCAGUUAAACGGAUAUGACUUCAAGGCUGAUAUCUGGUCAUUUGGGAUUACUGCUUUGGAGCUUGCACAUGGCCAUGCUCCUUUCUCAAAAUAUCCUCCAAUGAAGGUGUUGCUUAUGACCUUGCAAAAUGCACCCCCUGGCCUGGAUUUAGAAAGGGAUAAGAAGUUCUCUAAGUCUUUCAAGCAGAUGAUUGCUAGUUGUUUGGUAAAAGAUCCUUCGAAACGACCUUCUGCAAACAAGUUGUUAAAGCAUUCCUUUUUCAAGCAAGCGAGGUCAAAUGACUAUAUAGUACGGAAAUUGUUGGAUGGAUUGCCCGAUCUUGGUGAUCGUAUCCAGGCAUUGAAGAGAAAGGAAGAAGACAUGCUUGCUCAAAAGAAGAUGCCCGAUGGGGAAAAGGAGGAACGAUCGCAGAAUGAAUACAAACGAGGACUUAGCGAUUGGAAUUUCAACAUUGAAGACGUGAAGGCUCAGGCUUCCCUGGUACAGCAAUGGCUUAUACAUUCUGAGGACCCUAUGACCGAUAAUAAUCUGGGAGAAAGCUUGAAUUCUUUGCCUACACUUGAUGGAGUUGAAAAGCAACCAGACACGCAGAAUUCUUCCCCGGGACAAGUCACAGAGAUGAUGGAUGAUGAUGAUGUCUCACAAAAUCAAGCGGCCCGGCUUCCAUUAGUCGACUCCUCUCUAAAUAUUGCCAAAGUUAGAUUUGUAAAAUCCGAUGAUGACUCGAGCACUGCGAGUCCAUGCCACGAACGACAUGUUUCGCAAAAUUCUUCACCUGGUUGUGAUAGCCUUGAAGGCAAUGCAGCUGAAAGGCCAGCUUUUAAUAUCAAUGGAAAACCUAGUGAAAAGCUGCAAAAUCAACCACCAAAUAGUUCAAACGUCAGUGGAGCAACAAUCGUUCAAGAUGGAGAUGACGGACCUUCUGAAAAUCCUUCCAAAGCGUUACAUAAACCAUCAGGAGCAAGCAGUGAUGAACCUGAUGAAAAAGCAAAGCUGCCGGUUGUUCAGCAAAGAGGACGAUUCAAAGUUACUUCAGAGAACGUUGAUAUAGAGAAGGUGCUUACCCAACAUCCUGGAAUUUCUUUCCCAUCAAUAUCUGAAGCCAUACCAUCAACUCUUUCGGGUCAUUCUCAGUUUCCAGUAUUGCAUUCUGUUUUACAGACAAAUAUUACUCAAAGGGAUGGUAUUCUGUAUCUGAUGAGGCAAAUGUCUGGAGGUGACACUGCAGGCAACCGAACGAUUGACGGGGGAUGGACAACGGCACAAGGGGUGUCUACAGAGAAAUCUUUGCUAGAAGCAGCUCAUGAUAGGGAAAAGGACUUGCUUCAUGAAAUAGCCGAGUUGCAACGGAGGCUUAUACGAACACAGGAAGAGCUCCAAAAGUAUAAAACAGAAAAUUCUCAGUUCUGCUUUCUUCGAAGAGAAAUCUACUGUACUGAGCCUUCUCAGAUGCAUUUGGAUCAUGCCAUCUGA
Molecule: messenger RNA, 2034 nt
Organism: Populus nigra (black poplar)
Lineage: Eukaryota; Viridiplantae; Streptophyta; Magnoliopsida; Malpighiales; Salicaceae
Exons: 20
Coding region: 1-2034 (677 amino acids)
Biological process (GO): protein phosphorylation
Molecular function (GO): ATP binding; protein serine/threonine kinase activator activity; protein kinase activity
Source: RefSeq, a predicted model, not a curated record